This is a messenger RNA of Haemonchus placei, 495 nucleotides long. The record is from the annotation of a GenBank genome assembly. NCBI's taxonomy places the organism in Eukaryota, Metazoa, Nematoda, Chromadorea, Rhabditida, Trichostrongylidae.
AUGGAGCACACUUUUCGUCGGCAUGCUUUUGUCACCCUUUUGAAAUGUGCGAAGGCAGUAAGUUUGUUUCAAACAGAAGAUAAUAUCUUCGAGCUGGGUCCAAGAGAGAGCGAUAAGGAGCUCAAGAAGCAACCUCCAUCCCAAGCAAAAAACGAGCACUCGACAUUUCUUGCAUGUGAGCCUCUCUUGCUUUCCAGACGCACUGUUGCUGCAGAGCUGUGCGGUGAAGACAAGCUGACUGCUGCCGAAACACUUUUUAGAAGGAUGCUGUCGUACAGUGAAGACUUGGAGUAUAGCAUGAGCACGGUCCGCGAUUUUCAACGUGAUUUGAUCCUUGCUGCUAUGGCCAGAAAGGCAGUGGCCAUAUUAACUGCUAUGAAAUACAUUUUCUGGGUAAUGGAGAUGGAUACAGUGGGUAGGGAUGGUACACAACUAAUGAGCAACAUAAACACUCUCAGCACUCUUGGCUCUGCAUCUGCAAGAGCUGCUUACUGA